AUCUGUCGGAAGGGAACGCAAGCUAGCAUAAAAGCGCGAAUUCGUCUUGUUGCGUGAAGUACAAGUAUGAGCAAAAGUCGGAAUAGUGUGUAUCGAUGCUAGAAUACUUUUGUGUGCCAGAAUUAGCGCAUCCUGACAACACAGUGAGUGAUCUGCCAUGAGUAAAAGUAAGGACGCCUCCGCCGAAAAGUCCGUCUUGGACUACCUCAAGGCACAGAAUAGGCCGUACAGUGCAACAGACAUAUUCAACAAUCUUCACAAGGAGCACGGGAAGACUGCGGUCGUACGUGCUCUUGAACAACUUGCGCAGGAUAAUAAGAUAAAGGAGAAAACCUAUGGAAAGCAGAAGAUUUAUUUCGCUGACCAGAGCGAGUUUCCAGAGGCCUCAGAAUCCGAACUAGCAGCUAUGGACCAAGAGAUUGUCACUUUGGGAGAGAAGUUACAAGCGCUCAAUCGAAAGCUUCAGAGUCAGCAGAGCGCGUUAAGUAACGUCACCAACAGCCUUACCACAGAGGAAGCAGUCGAAAAAAUCCGGACGACCAGAGAUGAAUGUGAAAAGCUGCAAGUGAAAUUGGACGCCUUAACGUCAAACACAAAGUUUGUUGAACCUGAGGUCAGGGAAAAGAUUUACAGUGAAAAUGCGAAGUAUGUAAAGGAAUGGCGCAAACGUAAACGUAUUGCGAAUGACAUGAUUGAUGCUAUCUUGGAAGGUUAUCCAAAGGGCAAGGCAGCUCUCCUUGAAGAAACUGGUGUUGAGACUGAUGAGGAUGUUAAUGUGACACUUCCAAAAUAGUGUACUUUUCAUGUUCCUGAAAUUGUAUUAUAACACUAAUAUAUCACAAUGUUGCAAAGA
Ornithodoros turicata is the source of this 853-nucleotide messenger RNA. RefSeq names its product homologous-pairing protein 2 homolog. NCBI's taxonomy places the organism in Eukaryota, Metazoa, Arthropoda, Arachnida, Ixodida, Argasidae. Gene Ontology annotation, cellular component: DNA recombinase auxiliary factor complex; condensed nuclear chromosome. Gene Ontology annotation, molecular function: double-stranded DNA binding; recombinase activator activity. Gene Ontology annotation, biological process: meiotic joint molecule formation; homologous chromosome pairing at meiosis; meiotic strand invasion involved in reciprocal meiotic recombination. The record is from RefSeq and is a predicted model, not a curated record. The coding region runs from base 158 to 793 and encodes 211 amino acids. The transcript has a single exon.